Messenger RNA from Scylla paramamosain (green mud crab), 969 nucleotides. RefSeq names its product C-type Lectin CRL-like. The transcript is spliced from 3 exons. Bases 149 to 679 code for a protein of 176 amino acids. The record is from RefSeq and is a predicted model, not a curated record. NCBI's taxonomy places the organism in Eukaryota, Metazoa, Arthropoda, Malacostraca, Decapoda, Portunidae.
CCAAAAAAAAUGUCAUACACAUAUAAAUUUCAGUAUAGAAUACAAGUGACACUGCUACAUGUACACAAACUUAAGUGUACCAAGCAACUCAAAUUGUCCUCAUCUGUCCACUGUCCACUCCUGAGAACAGAUUACUCCAGUGUGAAUCAUGAAGGCUUCUACAAUCCCAGUCCUGCUUUUAAUCCUUCUGGCUACUAGAGGCAAAGUCUAUGGCCAGGCACGAGUCCAAUAUAGGCGUUAUGCAUGUCCUCCAGACUUUAUCCACCUAGGCCACAGAUGUUACUACUUCAGUAGUGAAAUGGCCACAUGGCAUAGUGCUCACUUCUUAUGCAAGGAUCUUGGCAGCCAAAUGGCUGCCUUAGAAACAAGGUGGGAGGAUAACAAUAUCCGAUCCUACCUCAAUCGCUCAGAGUUUGCUCCUCUUAAUAGAUGGGUGGGAGGGAUUUACAACUGGUCUCGCAGAAAGUGGAAGUGGGCACCAUCAGCUACAGUGAUGUCUUACAAUGGCUUCCUCACUCAACAAUUUCCUCGCUCUUCCCGCUGGCAGUGUGUCUACCUUUCCCCAAGGCUUGAUUAUCGUUGGAACCACCAAUUCUGCACCACCUCUAUGCAUUAUCUCUGUGAGACCAGUGAGGUUAGGAUUUCACAUGUUAAUGACUCAACAAUGAACAAUGAGUAAAAAUGGAGUUUUCUUGGAUAUAAGCAGUUUUUCUGAUAUGCAAAAAAAAUUACAUUUCUGGAGUGUGGGCUGUUUUGUAAGUUUUUAAUAUGAAGUAAAGAGAGUGAACAAUAUUUUCAUCUCCUAUACUUUCUCUUCAGAAAUCCAGCAACUGACCACUGAGAUUUUCCCUUCUCAGUUUCUAUUCAAAUAUAUAUUAAAUAAAACACACAAGUCCAACACUAGCCAUGUAGUUACAGUGAAUAUGAAAGUAAGCAGUGUACAAAUUAAUAAAUUAUCCAUUUUACUAA